Oryzias melastigma (Indian medaka) is the source of this 970-nucleotide messenger RNA. It is a transcript of the gene afp4, whose product is annotated as antifreeze protein type IV. NCBI's taxonomy places the organism in Eukaryota, Metazoa, Chordata, Actinopteri, Beloniformes, Adrianichthyidae. The transcript is spliced from 3 exons. The coding region runs from base 431 to 901 and encodes 156 amino acids. The record is from RefSeq and is a predicted model, not a curated record.
AUGAAUGAGAUUUAUUUUUUUUGUGCAUCAGAUGCUUAAAUAAGCAGAAAGUUUGUCGUUUAUAAGUCAGAAAGUUAAAAAUAUUAUUAAUAACUGAUGAAAUAAAUGUAAACAAAUUUGAGUUAUUUUUUGUAUUUUUUUUUUUACUUUAAUUAAAAAAGUUUGUUAUUGAUUCCUUAUACCUAUUUGAAUAUGACCUCAUUCAAAUUUGCAUGAUAAAACAGAUUAAUUUAAAUGCACACAGAGUCAGUUUGACUGAAACUUCCGAUUGAAUCAAACAUGGAAUCAAAAGUUCAGGUUUUUCCAAACACAUCAUGAAUAAUUUCCUUCCAACUCAAUCAGGCGGCGUGGACUUUGCACGUUUGCUGUCGCAGUAAUCAGGUCUUAAGGUCCAGCCGGAGCCGUGAUUGUUCUCGCCGGAGGUGAUUCCAUGCUUGUGAUUAACUCAUCCUCAGGAGCUAUAAAAGGACGGACAGCCGGUACGGUCAGGAGCCCAGGGUGCGAUGCCGUGUCCCUGGUGAGGCGGGACGCCCCGUCCGACGUGGACAAGCUCACCCAGCUGAUCGAGAACAUGUCCGCCAGCAUCACCGCCGCCACCCAGGAGAUGGUGGACAAGAUGAAGGCGCUGGAGAUGACCAGCACCGCCCAUGCUUACAGCAGGACUAAGAUCCAGCCGCUGGUGGAGCAGGUCCAGGCCGAGGCCGCCAAGCUGCAGGAGCAGGUCAAACCCUACAUCUCCAACAUCGAGGAGCACAUCCGACCGCUGACCGACAACUUCAACAGCCACGUCAAGCCGCUGACCGACAACUUCCACCAGCAGGUCAAGCCUCUCACCGACAUGAUGGAGAAGCUUUUCCAGCAGGUGGUGGACCAGUCCAAAGCCCUGCUGCCCCCCCAGUAAACACAACCGCGAUGGUGUUUGUUCGUUUCUUUCUCUGUAAUUUAUCGGAAUUAAAGGCUUUGAAAGUUU